Messenger RNA from Carassius carassius (crucian carp), 1779 nucleotides. RefSeq names its product trichohyalin-like. The coding region runs from base 1 to 1779 and encodes 592 amino acids. The transcript is spliced from 3 exons. NCBI's taxonomy places the organism in Eukaryota, Metazoa, Chordata, Actinopteri, Cypriniformes, Cyprinidae. Gene Ontology annotation, molecular function: GTP binding. The record is from RefSeq and is a predicted model, not a curated record.
AUGUCGUGCCUCCGUGAGGUUCUGAAGGCGUUGCCCCUGGCAACCGAUAGCGUCUCCUACCGUCAUGGCCGACUGGCUCAGACCCCGCCCAAAUCAACCCGAAUCGUUUCAAAAGAAAACACAGAUGAUAUGAGGAUUGUUCUGCUGGGAAAAACUGGAGUUGGGAAAAGUGCAACUGGAAACACAAUCUUAGGAAGAAAAGCAUUUACAGCACAAACAUCUCAAGAACUCAAAUCUAUUACUAAAGAAAGUCAGAGAGAAUCAUGUGAAAUCAACAGUCGACGUGUCACUGUGAUCGACACUUCAGGACUGUUUGAUACUGAACUCAGUAAUGAGGAGAUCCAGAGAGAAAUCACUCACUGUGUCUCCAUGAUCCUGCCUGGACCACAUGUGUUUCUCUUACUGGUUCCACUGGGACAAUUCACUAAAGAAGAAGAAACAUCAGUGAAGAUCAUCCAAGAGACCUUCGGUGAAAACUCAUUAAUGUUCACCAUGGUGCUCUUCACCCGAGGAGACUCUCUGAAGAAGAAGACCAUCGACCAGUGUUUGGGAAAACCUGGAUCUCCUCUGAUGAAGCUGAUCGAAGCGUGUGGAAACAGAUAUCAUGUGUUCAAUAAUAAUCAGCCUGAAGACCGAACACAGGUGACUGAUCUACUGCAGAAGAUAGACGACAUGCUGAAAGAGAACGGAGCGAGUUUCUACUCAUGUAAGAUGUUCAGAGAGAUGGAGAGAGAGAAACAAGAACUACAGAUCAAGAUCCUGAUGGACAGAGUCACAGAAAGAGAGGAGGAGAUGGAGAAACUGAACAGAGAAAGAGAGCAAGAGAUGGAGAAACUGAAUAGAGAAAGAGAGGAAGAGAUGAAGCAACUGAACAGAGAAAGAGAGGAAGAGACGGAGAAACUGAAGAGAGAAAGAGAGGAAAAGAUGGAGAAACUGAACAGAGAAAGAGAGCAAGAGAUGAAGCAACUGAACAGAGAAAGAGAGAAAGAGAUGGAGAAACUGAAGAAAGAAAGAGAGCAAGAGAUGAAUAAACUGAACAGAGAAAGAGAGCAAGAGAUGGAGAAACUGAAGAGAGAGAGAGAGGAAGAGAUGGAGAAACUGAAGAGAGAGAGAGAGGAAGAGAUGGAGAAACUGAACAGAGAAAGAGAGGAAGAGAUGGAGAAACUGAAGAGAGAAAGAGAGGAAGAGAUGGAGAAACUGAACAGAGAAAGAGAGGAAGAGAUGAUGAAACAUGAAGAAGAGAAAAAGAGAGUGAAGAGAGAAAGAGAGGAAGAGAUGAAGAAACUGAACAGGGAAAGAGAGGAAGAGAUGGAGAAACUGAACAGAGAAAGAGAGGAAGAGAUGGAGAAACUGAACAGAGAAAGAGAGGAAGAGAUGAUGAAACAUGAAGAAGAGAAAAAGAGAGUGAAGAGAGAAAGAGAGGAAGAGAUGAAGAAACUGAACAGGGAAAGAGAGGAAGAGAUGGAGAAACACGAAGAAGAGAAAGAGAGAAUGAACAGAGAAAGAGAGGAAGAGAUGAAGAAACAUGAAGAGGAGAAAGAGAGAAUGAAGAGAGAAAGAGAGGAAGAGAGGAAGAAACACGAAGAAGAGAAAGAGAGAAUGAACAGAGAAAGAGAGGAAGAGAUGAAGAAACUAGAAGAAGAUAAAGAAAGAAUGAAGAGAGAAAGAGAGGAAGAGAUGGAGAAAUUGAACAGAAAAAGAGAGGAAGAUAUGAAGAAACACAGAAUGAAGAUGAACAUGGACAGAUCAGAAAAAGAGAGAAAGAGACGAAGAAACUAG